Lasiodiplodia theobromae is the source of this 6729-nucleotide messenger RNA. RefSeq names its product Ankyrin repeat domain-containing protein 17. NCBI's taxonomy places the organism in Eukaryota, Fungi, Ascomycota, Dothideomycetes, Botryosphaeriales, Botryosphaeriaceae. The record is from RefSeq and is a predicted model, not a curated record. The coding region runs from base 1 to 6729 and encodes 2242 amino acids. Gene Ontology annotation, molecular function: protein binding. The transcript has a single exon.
AUGGAGCAGACAGACAUGUCACGUUUCAGUAACCCUUUAUUCCCGCCGAAAUACCUCUGGCAGCACGCCAUUGACAGCGCCGAUGACGAUGUGAAAGCCGCUCUGGACCUUGCAAAGACUGGCAAGCGCGAUGUCCUGCAGGCCGUGCGUAAAGCCGCUGACGAGAAAAGAGAGCAAGCGGUUUGGAGGUUCUGGCGAUUUGAGCCGCCCCGCCAGGGGACUGUCAUUGUGCGGGAAAUCGUCAUUGUGCGCGAUCUUCUGGAAAAGAUUGUUCGCUGGAUUGAUGUUCUACAUGACAGCGAUGCGCAAGUUCCUGAGGAACGCCAGACUGCGUGGCGUCUUCUCUGGUCUCCGUUCUGGUUUCUCCUCCGGCGACCGGUUGAGGAUGUCGAGGCGUUCGGAGGUCUGAUCUACGACCUCGAGUACGCCGCUCGCCUGAUCGUGGAGUUUGAAAUCAUGGAUCUGCAACGGCCUGGGCUUCUCAUCUCCACAGAUAACUCACCGACGAAUGCUUUGGCUCUCCUUUACGAUGGCAUUCUACGCUUAUUGGCCAGCCAUAUUCGCACCGCCGUCCACGAGUGUACGGAUCAUCCUGGUUCAGAAGAAGCAGUUUCACGAGCGAGAGAGGAAACAACUGCCAGAGAGACCAAACUAAAUCUGAGCCUUGGGUUGGAUACCAACAAGCCUCUUACGCCAAAUCGGAAAAUGUACGCGCGAGAAUGCCACAGUGCUACGGUGCAGAAGGUCACCGUCUCCGAUGACUUACGACACCAAAUUCAAACUUGGAUAACUGGAGAAAUUGAGGAUAGCUCGUCUCACAACGCCCACGAUAAUGCUCCUCCCACAGGCAUCCUUUCGGUUGACCAUUUGUCCGGAUUGAAAUCGUUCGGCUCUUGGUGGGGAUCUAGCUCGCCAUGCUUUCUCCUUAUGCACGGCCAACACGAUGGAACCGACGGAAUUUGUAACAUUGUCAGAGAGAUGAUAUUCCAAACAAAUGCCCAACUUGAACGUCCGGCUCCAGUCUUUUACAUUGAUUGCGCUGGCAAGUCUUCAGGCCAUGAUAUUUUGAAGCAGAUCGUGGCCGAGCUGGCCUUUAAAGCAGAGGACCCUUCGAAAACAUGGGACAGUGUCAUUGCAGAAUACCACGUCGAGCAGACACAAGCGGAGAUGGAAGGAACCACCGUACCCCCGAUGAGUGUUCGCGGCUGCCUCGCCGCAAUCCUUGACAUCAUAGCCCCAGGGCCAGUCACUCUACUGUUGGAUCAAAUAGGAGAACAGGCCGCAACCCACGUACAGAGCUACAUGACCCACGUCAUCGACAACUCGGUCAACGUUGUUAAGAUCUUGAUUACAGUCAAGAAUAGUACACCCGAGAAUGCAGCUUUCCGUAUCGUACUGGGCCAUCGCUUCACGGAGCACACAAACGGAGUCUUGGUCCUCUUACGGAAUGCCCAGCCGCCACGAUACGCAACUGGUGCGGAGUCAUGGCACACAACCCUUGAACCUGGUAGCUGUCUGUCGUCUGCCUCGCUCUCUGAGCAGAGCGAUGCUCUCAUUGCGGCCGUCAAAGGUCGCGGGCUAACUACUCUGCUCUCGCUGGUCCGGAACACGCCCGGCAUCUUAACACACCUACCUAACAGCGUACUAACCACUGCUGUCCUUAACAACGACACCCGCUUCCUAACAUACCUACUGACUAUCCCCCAAUGUGCUACAGACCCGUCUGCACUUGCCUCGGCCUUCCGCGUGGCCGUCUUGACCAACCUUAUCCGCUGCACCGCCCUCCUCUUGUCCCACCAGCCCGCCGCCCCCGACCCGAACUCCCUAUUCUCAGACGCCAUACCCUCCAUGUCUACCCCGCUCCUUGCCGCUGCUAGUCGCAACCACGCCCGUCUCAUCUACCUGCUGGUAGCCCACGGCGCCGACGUCAACCAAUUCGCGGCUUCGGACAGACUCCUCACGCCACUCUUCGUUGCCGCGAGCGCCGGCGCUCUCGACGCCGUGAAGGCACUCCUCGCGGCAGGCGCGGAUGGAAACGGCACACGUGCUGAGGAGGCCGCUGUUGCUGCUGCCGAUGCCGGUCAUGAAGCCGUUGCAAAGUUUCUGGUGGACUACGUGGCCGAGAUGAGGCGCUCGGGGCGUAAGAAACAGCCAACCGUUGGGGGAUCGGGGUCUGGGUCGGGCUUUCGCCGCCGCAUUGCCUACUCCAGGUACAAGUCGCUGCUCCGUGAGGCGUCACCUGGCUGGCCGGUGCGGGAGAGAGGCCGUCGGCACUACGGGAGCAUCGUGAGAGCAAGCGUGGCGCCAUCGUUGGCGGCGGAAGAUGAUGCGGUGCAGCGGCUUGUGCGCAUGGCUGACGGGAGCGAUUUAGCAGGCGUGGAGAAGGCAAUGAAGGCGAAGGUGCAGAGGAAUAAUAGGGAAAGCAGUGGCAAUAUGCUGGCGGCGUUGGCGGCAGCUGGACAGCUUGAUGUGGUCAGGACGAUAAUGGAGCAGCGGGAGCUGCUGGAUAUCAGUGAACAUCAUGUUGGCCAGGCUUUGGAAGAAGCCGCCAUGGCCGGGCAGUUGAGGUUUGUACAGCUCUUCUGCGAGAGCGGUUUGGAUUUGGGAGACCAAUGCUACUCGUCUGCUCUGACAGGAUCUGUGAGAAAUGGGCAUAUUGACGUCGUCGACUUCUUGGUUCGGCAGAAAAGAUCGGAAGAAAUACCGCAGAAGACAAUGGAGGAGAUCAUAAGAGGGGCUUGCCAGCAUGGAGAUUCAAUGGCGCUGCGAGUGCUCCGGCUGGCUGAAGAGCGCUUCUCCAGGAAGGAACUUGACCAGGUUCGGAUGGAUUCAUUGCCGCAUGCCGCACGUUAUGGGCACCAGGAAGUGGUGGCUGCGAUUCUCGACUCCGAGACAGAGAUUGAUACCGACUCCUUUCUCGCCGCGUUCAGGACUGCUUGCACAGCUGGCCGGGUGGAUAUGGUAAAUGAACUCAUCGGCAGAGAUUCGAGAGGUAUGAUUCAGCCACUACAUCUUGAUCAGGGCGCUCGAAUCGCUGCCUUUCGAGGGGUCAAGCACACUUUCCAAACGCUUCUUGAUCAGCAGAAGCUGGAAAGUCGGGAUGAAACCCUUCAUAACUGCCUGGUGCUGGCAGCUGGCAACGGGAUGCAGGACCUUACGGAGUUUCUGUUUAACAUCAUCCAGGACGGGGAACGUCGCAUCUAUGCCGCCACGAGAGGACUCAGGAUGGCGGCUCGUAACGGUCACUGUGAAAUGGUCCGCUACCUCCUGGAUAGGGGAGCACGCAUCAACGAUGCUGUACCAGACAUCAGUGCUCCACUAACCUGGUGUUGGGAAAAAAGGAACGCAGAGAAGUCAGCCGAGAUGACUGCAUUACAAGCCUGUAUCCAAGGUUUCGAUCGUUUCCGGUUCCCCUACCACCGAGGUUUGAGGGAGUGGGAGAAUGGAGAUGAGUAUGCAAUGAAACUAACGCUCUGCCUUUUACUUGAUCGCGGUGCCGACGGAAACGCGAAGGGCGGCGCGGACCACCUCCCCAUCCAGAAUGCCAUACGGUAUUGCCCCAUUGACGUCGUAACACUAAUCCUUGAGGCUGGGGUGGACGUUCCAGCUGCCGCCGCUUCUACCAGCGACCUACUUGAAGGGCUCAGCAGCCGCGAUUACGAAUUGGACUGCGGGAUCAGAUUUCAAAUUUUGCUCAAUACCGGUGCAGAGCUACAACGAAUCCCGUCACUUGUCAAAGAAGCCCUCAAAUACUUUGACGGCGACAUUGACUCCGAAAAUUACCACUCCGAAGGUAUUAAUCCGGAUGGUCGAUUCGAACGCACCAAGUCCAUCACUGCCGCGUUGACGGAAGGGCCCGGAGCCAUCAUCAGGACAGCACUUCAGAUACUGCCUGAAGAGAAGGCUACCGACCCUAGAUAUGGUCUCGUACUUCAAAUGGCUGCCGCCAUCGGCGACGACGCCUUCGUCCAGCUCCUCGUUGAACGCGGCGCCGAUGUGAACACGGCAGGCUUUUACUACGGAACCGCACUACAAGCAGCAUCCCGCUUCAGCCAUCUCUCAACGGUAAAGCUCCUUCUCUCCGCUGGCGCCACGGUCAACAUCCUACAAGGCCGGCACCACACAGCACUCCGCGCCGCUGUAGUUGGCGGCAGCAUCGAUAUUGUGCACCUCCUGCUCGAAUCCAGCGCCGACAUAAGCCUCUCGUUCACGACAUCCCGACUUAGUAGUUCCGAGAAGAACAUGGCACCCACAAUUAUGCAGCUCGCGGUCGAGCAUGGGCACCUCGAAAUUGCCAAGUUGCUGCUCCGCAAUGGAGCACCACCGCACCAGGAUGAGGCCAAAGGGCCCAGCACACUCAUAAUCGCCUGCUUCGAGAGCAACACGGCCAUGGUAUCACUCCUACUCUCGGCUGGUGCGCCCGUGAACUACGUUGCCACGCCGCCUUCGGGCAUCUUGUACGGCGACGAAGACGGUUGGUGCAGCGCGCUUCACAUGGCAUGCAUGCAGGGCAACCCGGAUACCGUCCAGCUCCUCCUCGAUGCUGGGGCAGACGUCGAGAUGAGUGCUGUUGAGCCCAAGUGGCGUUCGCCGCUCACCACGGCGGCGAGCAAGAACCGAGCGGCCGUCGUCCGGCAGCUGCUUGGUGCCGGAGCGCAUGCAGAUCGGCUAUCCUACUGCCACCACAACACAGGCAGGACGGCGCUAUGCGAGGCCGCUGAGAAUGGCGCGUUGGAAGCGGCCAAGGCUCUUCUGGCUGGCGGCGCGGCGCCACACAACAAAGAGUGGCGGCCGAAUCCACUCAACCGUGCAUGUCAACGCGGCCAGCUGAAAGUGGCGGAGCUUCUUUUGGAGGCCGUAAGUUUCUCCGAGGUUGAAGAGCCGGCGCUGCUGUGCGCCAUGUACGCGGCAUCUGAAGCGUGGUGUCACCAGGAUGAGGUGUUCAAGCUGCUGUUCGAGUACGCGCCUGCAGAUGGUGACGCGCUCGUUGCGGCGGCAGCGGCUGGGCUGAGCUCGGUCGUGUGGAUGUUGCUGGAGAGCGGCGUCAACGUCAACUCUGUGAAUCUGGCUGGUGACACAGCACUCCUGGAGGCUGCGUACAACUUGCACCCUGAUGUUGUGGCUACACUUCUGGAGCACGGUGCGGAUAUCAAGAUCAAAAACAGGCAUCGCGGCGGGCCAAUCAUGUCUGCGUUGGAUAAGUGCCUGGGACGUCCGAACACGCUGUUGAGGCUCAUGUUCAACGGGUACAACAACCGCGGGGGCCACUUUUACACGCUGCAAGAGUACAGCCCCUAUGACUGGGAAGGUGCUGCAGAUUUGCCAGUCGGCGAAGAGAUUGUAAACCUCUUGCUUCAGCAUGGCGCGGAAGCUGGUGACGAGAGCCCGGUUCUGGAGAACGGCUUCACCCUCGGCUCUGCACUGCACCUCGCCGCCUUCCUUGGGAGUGAGGCCAUUGUCUCGGCGCUGCUGGAUCAUGGCGCGGCCAUUGAUAUGCGCAGCGGACAUUUCGAAACCCCUCUUUUCGCCGCCAUCCAAAGCAGUCAAGCUGUCGUCGUGAAGUGUCUGCUGGAACGAGGCGCCGCUUACCAGUACAUGUCAGAGAAGCGGGGCACUCCUCUCCAUUUCGCCUGCCACCAGCAGUCAAAGCCUAUAGUGCGACUUCUACUGCGCCACGGUGCUGAUGCCAACACUGUUGACACCCACGGCGCGACACCGCUGACGACUGCUCUGAGCACCAGGGGCCGCAACGACCGCCAAUGCUUCGAUGUCUUCUUGGAAGAGGCGCGAGAUGUGCGAAUCACGCCCGAAGACCUGCUUGCCGCCGCCGCCACGGAAUCCGAGCCGGUAGCCAAGCUGAAGGCGCUCCUCAACACCGACACAGCCAUCACGCCAUCCGAAGACGUCGUCUGCGCUAUGCUGGCCAACUGGCGCGCAUCGCGCGACCAAGACCUCAUCCGCCUAGUACUCUCCCGCACCCGCCAUAUCGGCGUUACUGAGCGUAUGCUGUGCACGGUAUCAGAUACCAGCGCGCUAAAGAUACUCCUCGAGGAGGGCGAUAGCGCCAUAUCCGCCAUCACGCCCGCAGUGCUCGAAGCCGCGACGGUCCUGCACAACAUCGACUACCUCCUCUGGAUUGCCCCGACCGUGGUUCCCACCGGGCCGGUCGUGAUCAACUUUCUCAAGGCCUACAAGCCCUCGCCGCUGCUACGAGGAUACGAGCCUCUCAAGCACACUCAGCCGCUGCUGGAAGUCAUCUGGCACCGCAGCCCGGAUCUCGUCGUGACCGAGGAGAUGCUGCUCCACGCCACCACAGCCGAUGAUAUGGCAUUCCUGAUGGGUCGCGCGCCGCCAGAUCUGACCGUGUCGGACGAAGUCUUCCAGAACGCGGUUCUACGGUCCGACCGCGCCAACGUGUUGCGCGCCAUCUUCUCACACCGCCCAGCCUGGCAGAUGAGCGAGGCUGCCGCCGUCAAGGGCCUGGCCAGAUGUUUUCGUGAGUCCGAGUUGGAGUUUUGGGAUAUCCUGCUGGAGUAUCAGCCUUACCUCGACAUCACUGCCGCCCUUCUGCGCGAGACGAAGCUUGCAGCGAAAUGGGUACAGCUGGUCAAAAGCUGGGGGAGGACGUUUAUGGUGACGGAAGAGCUGAGAGAGGUCGUCGAGGCGAAGCUGGCGAGUACAAGUCAAACGAAACUGAAGGCGAUGGUGUAUUCAAUUGGUGAGCUGUAA